GUGGGGAAAGAGAUCUCACCAUCGAGAGCCGACAAACUAUGGAGCGAUCAUCAACAGGAGACAAGACGAGAAGAAGCUCGACUUUACCGCAUGGAUUUGAAUGUUUACAUGCGAACUAAAUAUAGCCUGUAAAAAAUUGUUGUAGCUGUUACAGUCGACCUGCCUAAUCWGAGGACCAGAAUCGAAAGCAAUGUUUUUGAGAUCGAGAGAGUGGAUUAUGUUACAUGCUGAUUUGGAUAACGCUCGCGCUGCUACUGCAAGAUCUUUCCGACACUUGUUGAAAUGACAUUUCGAAAUCUUCUCCACAAGGGAAGUAUUCGCUAAUGAAAACAUUGCUAACAACUAUAUUUGGGCGUAAUUCAAACUAACUGCCGAGGGCAACGUUAGCAAAUAUUGUUUUAGAUAGUUUACAAAUCUUUAGCUAACGUAAGUUGCGCUUCUUUUCUGCUGUUCGUGUCGCAUUACGCGGUAGCUACUGUACGAGCUAGCUGCGUAGCUGUAAUUUCUAUCGAUGAACAUUUUUAUACACUGCAUAAAAUGACAGUUUUGAUAGCUUUGAAGAGGUUGAAGUACUUAUUAGUUAUUUAGCUACGCGUGUUGCCUCAAUUGACAAUGCAUGGUUGGCUACGUCAUCAAAACGUUACUAUUUUAAGCUAAAUUGUCAAUGAAGAAAAUGGAAGUGACAGGUAGCUAGCUAGCACUGGCACUCUCUCACGCUAGCUAGUUAGCAUAACUAGCUACUGAUUGAGUUUCCAACAAGUUGUUGGCUUGUUAUUAGUUUAGUUAAUUAUUUACAAAUGUAAAUAUUUUCACAUGCAUUGACAAUACGUUGGGAUGUAUAAAACUCAAUAACUUCGGUAAGCGUUACCUGCUGGCACCGUAAACACAUUUUGGAAUUUGAUUGUUUACAAACACUUGUCAGCUGAACUGUUCACUAUUGUUAACCUAUGUGGCUAACGUUAGCUAGCACCGAAGAUUUGUCAACGCGACGAUUUGAAGCAGCACUGAUGGAUUYGCUAAAAGUGGACUGACAAUCAAAACCACACUAUCUAUAUUUGUGCCCCAAGCACUCGCUUUACAUUUUUUAAGUAAAGUUUUGAAACUGUGCGGCCCACACCAUGUCCGGAUCCCCGGGCUCGGGUGGCUCAAACCCCAGGAAGUUCAGCGAAAAGAUAGCGCUGCACAACCAGAAACAAGCAGAGGAGACGCGGGCCUUCGAUCAGCUKAUGACAGAUCUCACUGUCUCAAGGGUGCAGUUCCAGAAGAUCCAACAGCUACGUCAGACCCAGACCAGGGCCCAGUACUAUGGAGGCUCCCUGCC
Salvelinus sp. IW2-2015 is the source of this 1321-nucleotide messenger RNA. RefSeq names its product CREB regulated transcription coactivator 3 (gene crtc3). Gene Ontology annotation, biological process: protein homotetramerization; positive regulation of transcription by RNA polymerase II. The record is from RefSeq and is a predicted model, not a curated record. NCBI's taxonomy places the organism in Eukaryota, Metazoa, Chordata, Actinopteri, Salmoniformes, Salmonidae. Gene Ontology annotation, molecular function: cAMP response element binding protein binding. Gene Ontology annotation, cellular component: cytoplasm; nucleus.